Messenger RNA from Micropterus dolomieu (smallmouth bass), 2200 nucleotides. It is a transcript of the gene ngly1, whose product is annotated as N-glycanase 1. Gene Ontology annotation, biological process: protein deglycosylation; glycoprotein catabolic process; protein quality control for misfolded or incompletely synthesized proteins. Gene Ontology annotation, molecular function: peptide-N4-(N-acetyl-beta-glucosaminyl)asparagine amidase activity. Bases 58 to 1974 code for a protein of 638 amino acids. NCBI's taxonomy places the organism in Eukaryota, Metazoa, Chordata, Actinopteri, Centrarchiformes, Centrarchidae. Gene Ontology annotation, cellular component: cytoplasm; cytosol; nucleus. The transcript is spliced from 13 exons. The record is from RefSeq and is a predicted model, not a curated record.
CAUUUGCUAGCAUACUCAAGACAUUUAGCUCGUCACGUUACAAGAAAAAAAACCAGUAUGGCUGUGUCACCGGCAGUGACAACAUUGUUUGAGAAUUCAAAUGAAGUAUUUCUAGACGCCGCCAAGUUGUUACUUACAUACGCGGACAACAUUUUAAGGUAUCCCAAUGAGGAAAAAUACAGAUCAAUCCGCAUAGGCAAUCCUACUUUCUCUACGAAGCUGUUGCCAAUCAAAGGUGCUGUGGAAUGUCUCUUUGAGAUGGGAUUUGAGGAGGCUGAGACCCACCUUGUGUUCCCCAAGUCUGCAUCUGUGAAACAGCUUAAGCUCAUCAGGGAAUCCAUAUCGGCAGAGAGGGAUCGGAGACUGUGUGGAGGACAGCCUUUCCAACCCACCACUCAGACUGCUGCCUCAACCUCAGCCUUAGCUUCAGCACCGGAGAGCACUACUGCUGCCUCCAGCCAGCAAGUUACACAGCCAUCAUCCUUGGAGAACAGUAUGAGUUUCUUUGUGACUCUCCAGUCAAACUUUCAACAUGUUAUGCUGUAUGAAAAUCUUGAGCUGCAGCAGAAAGCUAGGAGCUUCAUCCCUCACCAGCAGCUGUCCUCUGCUGCUGAACAAAAGCUGAAGGAGGUGAAAGAGGCUGAUCCAGAAUGUAAACUUGGAAUAGAGGACUUCCUGGUGCUGGAGUUGCUCAGAUGGUUCAAACAGGACUUUUUCUCCUGGGUGGACUGUCUGCCCUGCAGCAGCUGCGGAGGCCCCACCCAAAACGCCAGCUCCCUCAGUCCAACCACCGAUGACCUCCGCUGGGGAGCCCAACGAGUAGAGAACCACUACUGUCAGAGCUGCUCGCUCCCUACUAGAUUCCCCAGAUAUAACAGUCCUGAGAAGCUGCUUGAAACCAAGAGGGGACGCUGUGGGGAGUGGGCUAACUGUUUCACACUGUGCUGCAGAGCCCUGGGCCUGGAGGCCAGAUAUGUCUGGGACAGCACAGACCAUGUGUGGACAGAGAUUUACUCUGUCUCUCAGCGUCGUUGGCUGCACUGUGACUCAUGUGAGAACGUCUGUGAUAAGCCUCUACUGUAUGAGGUUGGCUGGGGGAAGAAGCUGGCCUACGUUCUGGCUUUCUCUAAGGACCAGGUGGUUGAUGUGACGUGGAGGUAUUCCUGCAAACACCCAGAGGUUUUGUCGAGAAGGACCAAGGUUCAGGAGGCCUGGCUGCUGCACACCAUUAAUGGGCUCAAUGCCUCGAGGCAGCAGUCCCUGAGUCCAGAGAGGAAGAAGGAGCUGACAGAAAGGCUACUUGUCGAGCUGGUGGAGUUUAUUUCGCCCACCAAAAAACAAACAGGAGAGCUGGGCGGACGCAACUCUGGCUCUCUGGCCUGGAGGAUAGCACGGGGGGAGACCAGAAAUGUUGACACAGGGACCCCUACACAGGCUGCAGGUUAUGUGUUCACUCCUACUGAGAAAGAGAGGAGUGACAGGUUACUGCAUGUGCGCUACAUUUCCACCAAAGACCAGUACUGUAGAGUGUCCAACAACUCUGAGGUCAUUCAGAACUGGGAUCAGUGUGUGUGGAGGAAGGAGUCAGUCUUCAGAAAGGUGGAGAAUGACUGGCAGAUGGUGUACAUAGCUCGAACAGAAGGCGCCUCAAUGGGAAGAAUCAGCUGGAAGUUUGACUUUGCUCCUGUGGGAAUGAAGAUAAAGUCUGUCUCAAUUAUGGCCAGUAGCCAGACCUUCCACUCUGGAAAAAUGUGCUGGCACAUGCAGGCAGGCCAGAUUACUACAGAGUUCUCUGGAGAUGGGAAGUUGCAGUCAUUCCAGAGUUUAUCCGGCUCCUCAGAGUUCAUUGUUGUAGCAGAACUCAGUGGUGGAGAAGGGGAGACAUCAUGGCAGCAGUCUCAGAUCUUCAGACAUAGCUUAAAGGAGCCAGAAGAGUCUUCAUUUGAAGUCCUCAUCCACUUAGAAGAUGCUUAACAGUUGGACCCCAUAUUAUUUUUGGUUACUUGCUUAUUGUUUGGAUGAAUAUUUGACUGUCUGUCAGUGUGUCAUUUAAUACUGGGUAUUUUUACACCUUGCCCCCAGUUACAUACAUGUGUAACAAUAAAUUAGGCAAAUUAAUGUAUGUGUUGGUGUAAUGGAAAGGGCUGAAUGUUAGAAAAUAUAUACGGUGGUAUAAUAAAGAUAUUUUUGUAGUCUGGUA